Ascochyta rabiei is the source of this 1068-nucleotide messenger RNA. RefSeq lists its product as uncharacterized. Gene Ontology annotation, molecular function: methionine adenosyltransferase regulator activity. Gene Ontology annotation, cellular component: methionine adenosyltransferase complex. The transcript has 3 exons. NCBI's taxonomy places the organism in Eukaryota, Fungi, Ascomycota, Dothideomycetes, Pleosporales, Didymellaceae. The record is from RefSeq and is a predicted model, not a curated record. The coding region runs from base 1 to 1068 and encodes 355 amino acids. Gene Ontology annotation, biological process: S-adenosylmethionine biosynthetic process.
AUGACAUCCAGCCCCAGCCUCCCGCCCAUUCUCGUCUUUGAUGCCGUCUCAGGAGAGUAUCGAGACCCGAGCGACUCGGCUGAUACCACGGCCAAGAUCGAUGCGCCCACACGCACCGUGCUGGUCACGGGAGCAAGUGGCCUCUUGGGACGACAAGUGCAGCGCCAGUUCGCUCGAGCUGGCUGGAAAGCCGUUGGCACUGGACUCAACCGCAUCAAUCCCCCAGACGUGCUCAAGCUCAACAUCCUCAACGCCAAAGACAUCGAGCAAUUGCUGGACGAUGUGAAGCCUGACGUCGUCGUUCACUGCGCAGCAAACCGUUUCCCAGACUCGUGCACAGCCAAUCCAGCAGCCGCUCGCAACAUCAACGUGCAAGCCAGCCGUGCACUGGCCGAAGCCACAGUCGCACGUGACAUUUUUCUCAUCUACAUCUCCACCGACUACGUGUUCCCCGGCCGGCCAGGCGAGGCGCCGUACAAAGCAACCUCAGCGCCCGACCCACCAAACGUGUACGGCCGCACCAAGCUCGAGGGCGAAAGAGCCGUCCUCGACGUAGCAUCCCAGGCCAACGCGCGCAACAAGGCCGUCGUUCUCCGCGUCCCCGUUCUCUACGGCUCCUGCGACGAGCCUAAAGAAAGCGCCGUCAACGUCCUCAUGUCGCAGCUAUGGGCUGCACAGAAGCUCUCACCAGCCGACGCAAAAGUCACCGUCGACGACCACGCUCUGCGCUUCCCCACCAACACAGACGACGUGGGGCGCGUGUGCCGCGACGUCUCUGACUUCUAUCGAAGCACAGAGAAUGCCGACCGAGAGCUGCCGCGCAUCCUGCAGUUCAGCUCCGAGGACCAGAUGACCAAGUGGCAGAUUGUGCAGAAGUUUGCUGAGAUUACGGGAUUGCCGCUUGACAAUCUCGCGCCGUCCAAGCCGCAGGAAGAGCCAAGUGAUGGGACGGUGAGACCGUAUGACUGCCAUCUCGACACGGGUGAGCUGAAGGAGCUGGGUAUUGAUGUGACAACCAUUGGGUUCAAGGAGUGGUGGAGCAAGGAGCUUGGUGUCUUUCAGCGGUAA